UACUGCAGUGUCGCUACAUUCAGCAUCACUCAUCAAAACUCUGCGGCAUGCGGACGAGAACGGCAGCCGGGGUUGUACUGAGUGUAGUGUCAACAUUAACUGUAAUUAGAUAAUCUGGCAGCUCCGUGCUAGGGUUUCAUCCUUCUUGCAAAGCAGCUCUUCAUUUGUGCACUUGAUAGCGGUUUUCUGCUUUCUAUCUGAGUAAUUGGCACCCGUUUGUUUCCAGAGCAACUCUGUAACAAGUUUUGUAGUGUAGGCCUACCUCACAGCUAGAUACUUCACAUAUCACCCUAACGACUAUCUACAUUAGGCUAUAAAGCCCGGUAAUAAAAACAUCUAGAAAUGGCAAAAGAUGCCGAGAAGAGCACUUGGAAGGACACCAUAUGGAACCCCAGUACGCGGGAAUUUUGUGGCAGGACAGCGAGCAGCUGGGGCCUCAUCCUGCUCUUCUACCUAGUGUUCUACAUCUUCCUAGCAGGCAUGUUCUGCCUCACCAUGUAUGUCAUGCUGCAGACCUUGGAUGACCACAAACCCACCUGGCAAGACAGGCUUAGUACACCAGGCAUGAUGAUCAGACCCAGGGGAGACACCAUGGAGAUCAACACCCACAACACUGAGAGCUGGGACAUGUAUACCAAGACCCUGGACAACUUCCUCUCCUCCUACAACAACUCUCUGCAGGCUGAAAAGAAUGACAAGUGCACACCAGACCAGUAUUUUAUUCAGGUAGACAGCGGUGAUGUGAAGAACAACCCCAAGCGCUCCUGCCAGUUCAACCGAUCCCUUCUACAAGAGUGCUCUGGCCUCGAUGACCAUACCUAUGGAUACCAGGCUGGCAAGCCAUGCAUCAUCAUCAAGCUGAACCGGGUCAUUGGGAUGUUGCCAGGAAAGGAUGGCCAGGCUCCAUUUGUCACUUGUGGAGCAAAGAAAGAAGACUCUGAUAAGAUUGGAGAGGUGGCGUACUACCCUGAAAAUGGCGCCUUCAACCUCAUGUACUACCCUUACUAUGGCAAGAAAGCUCAGGUGAACUACUCCCAGCCUCUGGUUGCCAUUAAGUUCCUCAACAUCACCCUCAACGAAGACAUCAACAUCGAGUGCAGGAUCAUCUCCAACAACAUUCCUCCUGGGAGUGAAAGAGACAAGUUUGCUGGAAAAGUGUCUUUCAAACUGAGGAUCAACACUAAACAAUAGAUGUACAUUCUCUUUCUCUCACAAAUAUUCACACUGAUAUGCUGUGCACAGGUACACACACACAUACAGAAACAGAUAACAGAAUUAACACCCUCAGUUUGAUGAAUAGAAUAUGUUUACAACUUUCAUUUACCCUCGAUGUUGGGCAUUGAAUGCCCAGUUUAGUGAUGUCAGAUUGGUGCAGUCAAAAGGGGGGUAAUUCUGUCUCUGUUUUUGUGUGUGAGAUUUGGGACUGAUUCUGUUAUGUAAGUUAGUUUGACUUGAAGUCCAUUUAUCAACACGUCUUACCAGUUUACUGUGUGUCCUUCCUUGCUGCCUCCCUCUAGAGUGCCCCUUUAUGUACGAAUAUACACUAAAUCCAAUACAAAACGUGUAUAUCUAUUUAUAUAUAAUAUCCUUAUAUCAGUAUGUCUAUUUUGUUGCACUUGAAUAGUGAUCAUCCAGUUUAGUCCCCCCCCCCACCCCACACACACACACACACAGCCAUUGCGUGAAUGAAAUGUGAGCCAUAAGAAGAUAGCAUCUCCAACAUGGGGAGUUCUAGAGGUCAACACCUUUGUGUAUGUGUGCGUGCGUGUGUGUGUGUGUACUGUGUACGUGUGUGUGUGUGUGUGUGUACUGAAUGUGUAUGUUUGUAUGUGUGUUUGCAUGUGUACUGUAUGUGACUGUUUGCAUGUAUGUGUGUGUGUGUACUGUAUGUGUAUGUUUGUAUUUGUGUGUACUGUAUGUGUGUGUGUGUUUGUAUUUGUGUGUACUGUAUGUGUAUGUUUAUGUGUGUGUGUACUGUAUGUGUGUGUGUGUGUACUGUAUGUGUGUGUGUGUACUGUAUGUGUGUGUGUGUACUGUAUGUGUGUGUGUACUGUAUGUGUUUGUUUGUAUAACAAAAUUUAGUUUGCAAGAAAAAUGUUAUACUGUAGGUUGGGAAGUUGCAUAUGCAAUGUGCAAUAUUCAUUAGAGUGACAAAUCAAAUUCAUUCUUCACAUUAAAACAGGACUCUUUUGUCAUAAACACUUGAAUUGCACAUCAGUCAUGAAUUGGAUCAGUCUUCCAUAACAUGGAUAUACAUUGUUCUUACAGUGCACACACAUGGUUUGUGUUCACAGCUGUGUCCCUCCAGCUCAAGGGUUAGGUCUUUUUGCAUGUACAUCACAUAUAUAUUUUAUUUUGUAUUGAUUUGCGCUGGUUUGUGUUUUUCUUGUGAAGACGAGAUGCUUAUGGUUCUGUGGAGAAGGACAAAUAGAGUUUGUUUUUGUUUCUAUGUUUGUUUAAACAUUUGUACAUGGCUUGUUACUGCUGUGAUAGCCUUCAAACUGAGAUGCACUGACUCCAACGUUUCUGAUUACAUUGACCAGAAUGUCUAUAGGGCUGUUUCGGUAAUACCGGUCAUUUGUUUGAUUUUUGAAGGAUUCUCUGCCAUUCCAUUGCUUUAAACAGGGGAGUACAACAAACCAACCAACCUUGGAGUUGGAGGCUGUACUGUAACUAUAAACAUCUACAAUUGAGCGUUUAGGAAUUUGCUGUAGCAUGGUGGUCAAUGUGCUGUUGCACAGAUACCCUGGAUGUGCUGCUGACUUGAUUAGGUCACACAUAAUAAGAAAAGCCCAUCCAUCAGUUGAGGAAUCUGUGGAUCUGAGCGAGCGCUGCUGAACCCAGGCACCUCGCCUUGGCUGUGACAUUGUGCCAAUGUGACUGAUCCUGCUACGACAUCAUAGCAACACUCAGAACACUAGCAUCUGUUCACUCAAAAUAAGGAUUGGGUUGACUUUUAGGGCCUAUUCUUUUCUGUCAGUAUUGUAUAUCAAUACAUUCUCCUUCAUUUGGAUUGAAGUGGUGCCUCGUGAAUAUCAUCAUCAAGACUGACAGUAAUACUAUGUUUUGUUUGAUAGAUGUGCUGUAUAAUACAUGUUGAGGUAUAUAGGAGUGAUUGAACAAAGUAAAUUGACUCCAUGCUAAACAUGCAUGCUGCAUGUAGCCUACCAAUAGUCCUUGUUUUUGAGCAGUGCUAGUGCUACGUAUUCCUCAUCAUUCCUGCUCCACUCAGUCUGUCACGCUUCAUUUCACUGUAAUCUCUUAAUCUGGUAAAAUAAUCCAAAACAGGUCCCCUUCUUUAUCCUCUCUUUGUAGUUCCACCUUGUGUCAACCCUCUGUCUUUUGCUCUCUUUCUCUCUCUCUCUCACUCUCUCUCUCUCUCUCUCACUCACACACACACGAAUCAUCCAUGCUUUCUGUUAAGAUAUGUAAGGUUAGGAAGACUAUGGUAUGUGCUUAGAUAUAUGACCCACAUAUUGCCAUGUUGUACCACAGGCCAUUUUUCCUCAUGAGCCCAUUCCAUUCACAAUUCAAUCUACAAGUAAACGUGUAUACUAUCCAUGGUGUGUAGCCAAGCACUUACAGAUAUGUGGAUAUAUUCCUGGUGGCAAAAGUAAUGCUUUUCUUUGCUUACAUACAAGAUUAGUCCUGACACAUUCCCUCCAACCAAAGAUAUUCAUGAGAAUUGUAUUAGUAUGAAAAAAACGUGCUGCAACUGCCAGACCACAGAUCUUUCUGAGAGAAAGGAUUUUAUUUAAAACAUGUUUCAGAAUGCUGUGUGAAUGUCAUUUCAUGAGCAGUCCUAUUCUUACAUAAUGAUACACAUAGAAGGAGCAUGUUUCACUAAAUGACAACAGUGCCUCUUGGUGGACAGAUCGUGUUGUUCCCCAGUGUCACCUGUUAUGUAAUAAUAUCUCCAUAUAUCCGUUUUUAAGUGAUCAUUUGGACAUUUCUUCAAAAAGCAACAUAUUUAUUUGCCUGUGUGGCUGUAAGUUUUUAUUCUUGGAAAGACUGCAACAAAUGUAUAGUAACAAAAAUAAUAAAGAGCUUGAGGAAGAAGACAGAAAGAACAUGGAAAUAUUACGUUCACAUAUAGAUAUACGUAUGUUUGCUAAUGCGCGUCUUCAAGAUUGAACAAUAGAAACAUAACGGUUUUGUUUUCAAAAAGGGAUAAAGUAUUUGUAUUGUUAUUUUGUUGAAAAGAGGAAAUAAUGUAUUAGCAUUGUAUUAAGACAGGGGUGCUACAUGGUAGGUUUUCGACCUGUAAUCUCAGAAUUCUGAGUGAGACUGAAGAAAACUUGACAAUUAAACACAUACCAAGUAGCAUUUUUUUUCUAAGUCUGACCCCUACUUUCUCUGUCUUGUUUUCAACCUUGCAGUAUUGAAUGGUUGCCCUGUUGAAACACUUUCUCAGUCAUUGUCUACUGGCUACUCUUUUAGGUGAACAGUGCAUGUCUUUAUAUGGGCACCAAGAUGAUGAGAUGAAGAAGGGCAUCCUCUUCUGGUAUUGGUUUGAUCAGUUACACUGAUUCAAUAGAAAGCUGCAUAUUUACAGUAACUGCAAAGGAUUUAUCCCCAAACAGCACAAUACUUGCCUGUGACCACUGCAUGUGGAAACUAGUGUGAACUAGCAAGACAGCUUUUCACUAAAGGUCCUCCUGGAAAAUAAUAUAAAAACGUUAUGUCCCUGAAAAUCUUGAUUCAGACAGUUUAUUUAAAACUUAUCUAAGGCAGAACUCCCUUGAAACACUUUGGGAUAGUCUCUCACCCAAAAUGAAUUGGCUGAUAAUUCUAUUAUUUUUUUGCUGGAUGUAUAUUAUUGUAUGCAUGUAUGUAUAUACAUUUUUUUUUGCUUAUGUUCAUUGUAUUUUUUUUUUAGAGAAAUCAAUAAAUGUGAUUGACAGAAACAACCAGA
Molecule: messenger RNA, 4915 nt
Organism: Oncorhynchus masou masou (cherry salmon)
Lineage: Eukaryota; Metazoa; Chordata; Actinopteri; Salmoniformes; Salmonidae
Product: sodium/potassium-transporting ATPase subunit beta-2-like
Exons: 7
Coding region: 343-1191 (282 amino acids)
Biological process (GO): intracellular potassium ion homeostasis; potassium ion import across plasma membrane; sodium ion export across plasma membrane
Cellular component (GO): sodium:potassium-exchanging ATPase complex
Molecular function (GO): ATPase activator activity
Source: RefSeq, a predicted model, not a curated record